UGUUCAUAUGAAACAGCGCAAUUCCAUGCCAGACUUGUGCUCUGGAACAAUCUCAUUUGUUUCUUCUCUCUUUAUGACUGAGAGAUAGAGGGAGAGGGAGGAAGAGCUUGUUUUUGAGCUUGCUUGCUUUCCAUGGGUCCUAUUUCUCGUGGCAGAAGGGGAGGCACGCAGUCCCAGUCCUGGUCCCCGAGGAGCUCUGGUGUCCUGGAGACCCCGCACUUCAGCAGAGUUCUGAAUCCAGAAAUCCUUCAGUUUGGGAAGCUUUCCAUCCCGGAUACGUUUGUGACUGAGUAUGGGAGGAAUCUGUCAAGCCCGAUACUUCUCAAGGUCUAUGGGAAAAUUUGGCAAGUCGGGCUUCGAGGACGUGGUGGCAGUUUAUGGUUAUGCACUGGAUGGAGGAAGUUAAUGAAAAAGUACAGGAUGAGGGAGGGGUACUCCGUAUUCUUCAGGUAUGAGGGGAACUCCAUGUUCGAUGUAGUAAUAUUGGACGACACCGGGAUAGAGAUUGAAUACCCCCUGAGAUUGACCCAUGGCAAGAGGGCUAGGGCCAGAAGGCCAUCUCCGGUGAUAGAUAUAGGAAAUUCAACUGAAGAGGAAUCCUGCGACGAAAGUGAUGAACCAUCAGAGUCCUUGGCUUCCAAAGUGAAGGCUGACAACUCAGGGAAGAAGUAUCAGUUACAGGUGGAAGUUGACAGUUCUGAUGCAGUUGAUGGCGUUGGUUAUAGUAAGGAACCAAAGGCAGCCAAGCUUGCCUCAGGCCAUGGUGGUGGGACCAUUAGGGCUAGCAGCUUGGAACUGGGGGCUGGGAACUCCAGUGGAUCCUCAGAUUGGCUAGGCAGCCCACUCGAACCAACCAUGGGACGCAACUCCAGCCUGCAGGCUUCUGAAGCAUGCGGUGGAAGUAAAGCCGAAGACGCCAUAUACCUCUCCUAGUAUGGAUCUUUACUCCUAACAAUAGUGGAAGGAAAGUUCAAAAACCUGUGUUUCGGUAAUGGACAUCUUUGAUAACACUAUGACGUAUUUGUAUGUGACUGGUAGUUAUCCGGAGGAGGAUAGUCUUCAGGUUGGUAAUUAGUAGUGUUCCCUUUGUUGGUGAGAGUCUGUGAUUAGUACUUAAUCAUCAUGGAUAUUGAUGUCUUGCUUACUCUUGUUGGUGAAUAUGCCUCCCGUGUUCU
This is a messenger RNA of Punica granatum (pomegranate), 1175 nucleotides long. The record is from RefSeq and is a predicted model, not a curated record. NCBI's taxonomy places the organism in Eukaryota, Viridiplantae, Streptophyta, Magnoliopsida, Myrtales, Lythraceae.